Archocentrus centrarchus (flier cichlid) is the source of this 1172-nucleotide messenger RNA. It is a transcript of the gene cfd, whose product is annotated as complement factor D (adipsin). The coding region runs from base 70 to 897 and encodes 275 amino acids. Gene Ontology annotation, molecular function: serine-type endopeptidase activity. The transcript is spliced from 5 exons. The record is from RefSeq and is a predicted model, not a curated record. NCBI's taxonomy places the organism in Eukaryota, Metazoa, Chordata, Actinopteri, Cichliformes, Cichlidae. Gene Ontology annotation, biological process: proteolysis.
CUCGGCUCCAAGCGACAACCUUUAAAAACUGCACACACGCUGGUUUAGCGUUAGUUUAAAAACGACAUCAUGGCGUCAAAGGUACUCGUGGGUGCUGCUGUUUUUUUUGUUGCCUUCAUUUCAAAAAGUGUGGGGAUAAUUGGUGGCAGAGAGGCAGCGCCACAUUCUCGGCCCUACAUGGCUUCCAUCCAGGUACCAGAAGGCGAGAAUCUGAAGCAUGAAUGUGGAGGCUUUGUGGUUGCAGAUCAGUGGGUGAUGACUGCAGUGCACUGUCUACCUACUGGACCAAAUGGAAGGAAGAUAGUGUUGGGUGUCCAUUCUCUGAGUGAACCUGAAGAAACAAAGCAAAUCUUUGACAUUUUGGAACUUCACAACCACCCAAACUUCAACCCGAAUAAUUAUGAUAAUGACAUUGCUUUAAUUAAGCUGGAUAGUCCAUUUAACAUUUCUGAAGCGGUUCAAUCGGUGGAAUUUCUGCGUGCCGGAGGCACAAACCCCGUCACCGGUGUAGAGGUCGAGACGGCUGGCUGGGGGUCGGUAGACAAUCUGGGAGUCAGACCAGACAAGCUCAAAGAGGUGGUCGUUGAGGUGAUCAGCUCGGGUCGGUGCAGACGCAGCGACUACUUUGGUAGAAAGUUCACCAAUAACAUGAUAUGUGCACAUAAAGUCUGCGCAGACCCCUGUGACCAACCACAUAAGAACGAAGACAGCUGUGAUGGGGACUCUGGAGGUCCACUGCUCUACAAUGGCGUUGUGGUGGGCAUCACCUCCAAUGGAGGAAAAAAGUGUGGCCAAACAAAAAAGCCUGGAAUUUAUACCAUCAUCUCUCACUACACUGAGUGGAUUGACAACACCAUGGGCCUGCAGCCAGCUCAAACAGAAGACCAGAGCCAAUGAAAGCAGACAUUACAAACUUUUUAGCUACGGCUGACUGUUUCUUUCUGAUUUAUAAUUAAUGCAUGUCUGUAGGACUAGAUCUCAAGCAUAUGACAAACGUACCACAAAAAUAUAUGCGAAAGCAUCUUCUUCUUCUUCCUCUUUCGGCUGCUCCCUUUAGGGGUCGCCACAGCAGAGCAUCUGCCACCAUUUCAUCCUUAGCAUCAUAUAACAAUGUAUUUGACAUAAUUUUAGCACGUUGCUGUUUAAAGGAAUUAAUAAAAUACUUCAUCUCA